This is a messenger RNA of Brassica napus (rape), 1808 nucleotides long. Its product is annotated as cyclin-T1-2. The record is from RefSeq and is a predicted model, not a curated record. Gene Ontology annotation, biological process: regulation of transcription by RNA polymerase II; positive regulation of DNA-templated transcription, elongation. Gene Ontology annotation, molecular function: cyclin-dependent protein serine/threonine kinase activator activity. NCBI's taxonomy places the organism in Eukaryota, Viridiplantae, Streptophyta, Magnoliopsida, Brassicales, Brassicaceae. Gene Ontology annotation, cellular component: nucleus; cyclin/CDK positive transcription elongation factor complex.
UUUAUGCUCUUCUAAUCAAUUUGAUAAUUAAUUUAAUAAAAAGUAUUAUAUAUAUUCUGAUAAACCAAUCUAUUUUUCUACCUAAUGAUUUCCUGAUGACAAAUUUGGCUACAAUGAAAGUUUGUAAAUUUGUAAUCAUGUCAACAUCUCCGGUAAUUUAUAUUGUAUUGAUUUUUACUUUUUUGAAAUGAUGUUAGACGUGUCAAUGAUACGAUUGGUUAGAAGUUAAGAAAAGAAACUAUAAAAGUAUACUAUAUGUUUAGCCAUCCUCUUUAAGAAAAGAGCGUUGUGGUAGUCUCUCAAUCUUCUUCUUCCUCUUCGUUCGUUCCUCGCUGCUCUCUCUAGGUUUCUAUUAUUGCUGCAUGAUAGCUUCUGUUUCUAGAAUCAGUGUCUAGCUAGGAUCAUCAGCCAUCUCUUUCCAUAUACAAUGUUCCCUGGCCAAGACCGUUGGUAUUUUUCAAGAGAAGAAAUAGACAAUAACUCACCAUCAAGACAAGAUGGUAUCGAUUUGACGGAAGAAACUAGCCUGCGCAAGGCAUACUGUUCAUUCUUGAUAGAUCUUGGUCGCAGAUUCAAACUUGACCAGGUAACAGUAGCCACUGCUAUAGUAUUCUGUCACAGAUUCUUCCUUCUUCAAUCACACGCAAAGAAUGACAAAUGGGUAAGUUUAGUUGGACCAUGUAGAGAUCAAGCUUUUGGUUUGAAUAAAAGUGCAUUUGAUAAUGUAGUUAGUUCUGAUGCCUUUUGCCUGUUUACGCUUUCACUCCAGAUAAUUGCAGCAGUUUGCAUGUUCCUUUCCGCCAAGGUUGAGUCUACUCCAGUGGAUUUGAAAACCCUCAUUAUUACUUCUGAAGAGAUCUUACACAAGAAGGUUAUUGCAGCUGAGGAGAGACAGGGAGUAUAUGAACACUACAAAGGGAUUGUAUUAAUUGGAGAGAAGCUUGUUCUUUCUACACUCAACUUUGAUCUCAGUGUUGAUCUUCCUUUUGACCUUCUUGUCCAAGCUAUGAAAAAAUUCAUCCUUGACGAGGCUACUCAGGGGAUAUUUCCUCCAGCUGCAUGGAAAUUUGUCAAAGAUAGUUUCUGGACGACACUCUGCCUACAGUAUCAGCCUCGUCACAUAGCAGCUGGUGCUUUUUUCCUCGCUGCCAUGCACAUAAACAUGGACGCGAAAUCACAUGGAGAGAGCUGGUGUCAACAUUUUGAUAUCACGCGUCGUCAACUAAAUGAUAUCAGGGGCCAAAUGGGUGAGCUUUAUUAUGGGAAAAAGCCUAUUCCUACAUUUACAGGGAGCAUAGGGGAAACGAGUAACAGUGGAGACGUAGUGCAGCAGCAACCUGUCCCUACGGAUAAUUGUCCAAGCUCUGUUAUUGAAGGAGGCUCAUCGAGUGUCGCUGAUGGUUCACUGCAAGAUCAGUCGUGUCCCCAAGGAGUUGAAAAGGACAGCCCAGACCGUGAAGCUGGAGAUAAUCAAGAAGACACUUGAUGUCUGGUCGUUGACUAUGGUGAAAUAGUGGUUUUAGAUUUUUAGGUGGAAGAAGGGUUUUGUUCAUGGAGAUAACUAAAAGCUUUAGUCGUAUAUAGUAUACGGUGAGUUUGGGGAAACAACUAUUACAGCAUCCAACACUAGAUGGUUUUAGUUUCAAGAUUUUUGGUUUGGGGUUUUCAUUACUUCGCUUCAUGCUUAACCGUUAGUUUUUAGUCUUAACCAAUUGUAAAUAGUUUACAAAAAAAAAAAAACAAUUGUAAAUAUAAAUACAAGUUAUGAAAAGAAAAUAUAAAUACAUGUAAAAUGUUCUUUUUCGUUU